AUGGGGAAGCCUUCUUCAACAAGUCUCUGGUUAACAACGCAGAAGAAGAAGAGAUGGCCACUGAUGAUUCUACUCGUCUUAUCAGUAUCUACCGUCGGAAUGAUUCUCGUCAGAUCCGCCUUCGAUUCCUGCAGUGUUAACGGAAACAGAUGCGGCCGAUUCGUCGCGGAGAAAGAAGAGACCAGCGGUAUAAAGAUCGGAUCACCGAAUCCUCUAGGUUUCAUGAAAUCGAAGCUCGUUCUCCUCGUCUCUCACGAAUUAUCCCUCUCAGGUGGGCCUUUACUGUUGAUGGAGCUCGCGUUUCUGUUGAGAGGAGUUGGUGCUGAAGUGGUUUGGACUACGAAUCAGAAGCCUGUUGAAGCAGAUGAAGUUGUUAAUGUUUUGGAACAUAAGAUGUUGGAUCGUGGAGUGAAGGUUAUCUCAGCGAAGAGUCAGAAAGCUUUAGAUACAGCUCUGAGUGCUGAUUUGGUUGUUUUGAACACUGCUGUUGCUGGGAAAUGGCUUGAUGCUGUUCUCAAGGACAAUGUUCGUAAAGUUCUUCCUAAGAUCCUCUGGUGGAUUCAUGAGAUGAGAGGUCAUUAUUUCAAGGCGGAAUUAGUUAAGCAUCUUCCUUUUGUUGCGGGGGCGAUGAUUGAUUCGCAUGCAACAGCUGAGUAUUGGAAGAACAGAACUCAUGAUCGCUUAGGGAUUAAAAUGCCUAAAACUUAUGUCGUGCACCUAGGGAAUAGCAAGGAGUUGAUGGAAGUUGCUGAAGAUAGUUUGGCGAAGAAAGUUUUGCGUGAGCAAGUUCGAGAAUCUCUUGGAGUGCAGAGUGAUGACAUACUAUUUGGCAUUAUCAAUAGUAAGCUGUCUAUCACAUUUAUCCUGUAUAGUAUCUUCAAAAUGAUCAAGAAUUUACUUAAUUUGCUUUUCAUCACAGGUGUAUCUCGAGGAAAGGGCCAAGACCUAUUCCUCCGAGCCUUCCAUGAAAGUCUAGAAAUAAUCAAAGAGACUAAAAAGCUUGAGGUAUCAAAAAUGCAUGCAGUGGUAGUAGGAAGUGACAUGAGCGCACAGACGAAAUUCGAGACAGAGCUACGCAGAUUUGUCCAAGAGAAGAAACUGCAGAAAGUUGUCCACUUUGUCAACAAAACAAUGAAAGUAGCACCGUAUCUAGCAGCCAUUGACGUUCUUGUUCAAAACUCCCAAGCCAGAGGAGAAUGCUUUGGAAGAAUAACAAUCGAAGCCAUGGCCUUUAAGCUUCCUGUACUUGGCACUGCAGCAGGAGGAACAAUGGAGAUUGUAGUGAACAGAACAACUGGUCUUUUACACAACGCAGGUAAAGAGGGUGUGUCACCUCUUGCCAGAAACAUUGUGAAGCUGGCAACAAACGUGGAGAUGAGGACAACAAUGGGGAAGAAAGGCUAUGAGAGGGUUAAAGAGAUGUUUAUGGAACAUCAUAUGUCUCAUAGAAUAGCUUCUGUGCUGAGAGAAGUGUUGCAACACGCAAAAGUUCACUCACGGACAACAAAAUAG
Molecule: messenger RNA, 1512 nt
Organism: Eruca vesicaria subsp. sativa (arugula)
Lineage: Eukaryota; Viridiplantae; Streptophyta; Magnoliopsida; Brassicales; Brassicaceae
Source: the annotation of a GenBank genome assembly